Molecule: messenger RNA, 2393 nt
Organism: Capra hircus (goat)
Lineage: Eukaryota; Metazoa; Chordata; Mammalia; Artiodactyla; Bovidae
Product: ubiquitin carboxyl-terminal hydrolase 17-like protein 6
Biological process (GO): protein deubiquitination; regulation of apoptotic process
Cellular component (GO): cytosol; nucleus
Molecular function (GO): cysteine-type endopeptidase activity; cysteine-type deubiquitinase activity
Source: RefSeq, a predicted model, not a curated record
AGAAAGCAACGACAACAACAACAACAACCACUAUCAAAACAAAUGGAAGAAGGAAAAGGAAGGGCAAAAGGCAACGGAGACAUAAAAAGAGCUGAAGCAAGGAAUCCAAAGUUGCAGCAAGCCUAUGCCUUUUGGAAUGAGCUCGCUUUGGGGCUUGACCAACGGCCCUGAAGGGAGAAAAGCAUAUGUGCCACUCUCUCGGCAUCUUUUGGUGCCAGGACCCUGAACGCUAGCAGAGUGUCCAGUGAGAAAGCAUAGAAAUUGGAGCGGACCUCACUGGAGAGCAAAGUUGAGGCAAGGGUUUCUUGUUGUCUGGGGAGGGGUUGUCCUCAGGCAGGGGUCUGGGGAGGGGAGACCCCUAAAGGGGAGAGGGUAGGGGGGCAGACCUAUGUUUGCACAAGUGUGUUAGGACGUGAAUGGUGAGCCCACGGCAUUCCUCUGCAGCCCGCAUUUGUGUGCUGAACUUGGAAGGCCCGCAGUGACUCUCUAGCGGGCAAGGCUGGAAGGCCCAAUGGCCCCGAAUCAUUUGCAUCCGGAGCCCUUUGGUCCAGGGGGCCAGGUCGGAAGUGCGUGCGGGGCUUCGUCAAGGGGAAUUCCCCGAGAAAAGUGUCGGUGGUUGGAUGGCGGGAGUGGGAGUGGGCAGGCCCUCGGCCGCCUCAGCGAAUGAGGAGCUUGCACGUGCGGGGGUGGGGCCGUGGGAAAGCCCCCAAAGGACCGAGGGGGCGGGGCCAAGGCCCUUUUUGGAGACGACGGUGUGAGGGAAGGAGGCAUCGGCGUGCAGCUGCAGGUAGGAGAUGGAAACCCUCGUGGGCCUUGUUUGCAGAGCCCCGGGGGCUGCUUCUGAGCACGGGGGAGGUGCGUGUCCGGCUCCCUUCAACGUCUUAGCCGGAGGGCGAGGUUGUCGGGCCAGCGCCGCUGGUGCGGAUGCCCUUCGGGGACCCUCUGUCCCUGAGGGGCCGUCGCCGGCAGUCGGGCGCCCCCAGCGGGGUGACUUGGCUCCUGGGUCAGCGGGGCUGGCGCCUGGCCAGAAAGUCGCCCUGAGUUGGAGGGGGCCGUGGGGGGUGGGCGCUGGGCUUCAGAAUCUGGGGAACACCUGCUACGUGAACGCGGCGCUGCAGUGUCUGAGCCACACGCCGCCCCUGGCCAGCUGGCUGGUGUCCCGGCAGCACGCCACCCUCUGUCCGGCCGGCAGCUCCUGCACGCUCUGUGCCAUGCGAGCUCACGUGACCCGAGCCCUCCUUCACGCGGGAGAGGUGAUCCGGCCCCGCAAGGACCUGCUGGCGGGCUUCCACAGACACCAGCAGGAAGAUGCCCACGAGUUUCUGAUGUUCACUCUGAAUGGCAUGCAGCAAGGGUGCCUGAGUGCAUCCCAGCCGUCGGGCCACGCCUCCGAGGACACCAGCGUCGUCCGUCAGAUCUUCGGCGGGACGUGGAGGUCUCGGAUCCAGUGUCUCCACUGCCUCGGUGUCUCGGACACGUUCGACCCUCAUCUGGACGUCAGCCUGGAUAUCACGGCGGCUCAGAGUGUGGAGCAAGCUCUGAGAGAGCUGGUCAAGCCCGAGAAGCUGGAGGCGGAAAAUGCCUAUGACUGUGGCGUUUGUCUCCGGAAGGUGCCUGCCACCAAGAGGUUGACUUUGCACAGCACGUCCCAGGUCCUGGUGCUGGUGCUGAAGCGGUUCACACAGCUGAGCGGGGCCAAAAGGGCUCAGGAGGUGCGCUAUCCCCAGCGCCUGGACGUGCAGCCCUACACGUCUGGGGAAGCAGGGCCACUGGGCUACGUGCUCUAUGCCGUGCUGGUGCACUCCGGGUGGAGCUGUGAGCGAGGACACUACUUUUGUUACGUCCGAGCCGGCAACGGCCAAUGGUAUAAGAUGGACGAUGCCAAGGUGACCGCCUGUGACGAGACUGCUGCCCUGAGCCAGAGCGCCUACGUCCUGUUCUACGCCCGGGAGGGUGCGUGGGAAGGGGGCGCUGGGGGAGGGGCAGCGGCCCCCCUCGGGGCUGACCCCGCAGACCCCGGGCAGCCUGCAGGAGACGCCAGCGGCAGAGCUCCUGGGUCGCAGGAGUCCCCGGGGGACACAGAGGCCGAAGGGAUGAGCUUAGAGCAGUGGAGACGCCUGCAAGAACACAACGACCGAAGCCGGCCUUGGAGCUGCGCAAGAUCCAGGCUGCCCUGCCUGCCGGCGCAGUCGGUGAUUCACCGGUCCAGACCCGGAGGAGGGAGAAACCGGCCCGCGCCCGCACAGGAGCACCACCGGCUCGACCGGCCAGCACGGACACCCCGCCUCCGGGGCCGACGGACGUCGACCGCGGCCCUUGUGCCAGCGGGGAGGGCCAGAGCGACCAAGGGGAGGAACAAGAAGCCGCGGCCAUCUCUGGGGCUGUGGCGGUAG